AGCAGCCCAGUUACUUAUUUUAAGUGAGUUGCUAUAUGCAAAAAUGCCAACCUUGGAUGACAUUCUAGAGCAUAUUGGGGAAUUUGACUUGUUCCAGAAGCGAGCCUUUUUUGUUUUAUGCCUGCUGUCAGCCUCCUUCACCCCUAUUUACGUAGGUGUCGUCUUCCUGGGGUUCACUCCUGAACACCGCUGUCUCAGUCCUGGAGUUGCUGAGUUGAGCAGCCGAUGUGGCUGGAGUCUAGCAGAGGAGCUGAAUUACACCGUUCCAGAGCAGGGGAGACAUGGGGAGUCUCUCUCUAGUCAGUGCAGGAGGUACGACGUGGACUGGAACACAACUGGCCUCAGCUGCACAAACCCCUUAGAAAACUUCACUGGUUAUGGCAACAGGAGCAGUAUCCCUCUUACCCCCUGUCAGGAUGGCUGGGUUUACGAUUCUUCAGGAUCAUCCAUCGUGACUGAGUUUAACCUGGUGUGUGAGGACUCCUGGAAACUGGAUCUCUUUCAGUCUUGUGUGAACAUUGGAUUUUUUAUUGGCUCCAUAAGCAUUGGCUACGUAGCAGACAGGUUUGGUCGUAAAUUAUGCCUGUUAAUUACAAUCCUUGUCAAUUCCAUUUCUGGAGUUCUCGUGGCCUUUGCACCAAGCUACACGUGGAUGCUGAUCUAUCGUUUCAUACAAGGACUGGUCAGCAAGGGGGGCUGGUUAACAGGCUACAUACUGAUCACAGAAUUUGUUGGCUUAAGCUAUAGAAGGACAGUAGGAAUUGUUUACCAAGUAGCCUUUACUGUUGGACUCCUCGUACUCUCUGCUAUUGCUUAUAUGAUUCCUCACUGGAGAUGGCUGCAGCUCACUGUUACUCUGCCAAACUUUUUCUUCUUGCUCUAUUACUGGUGUCUGCCAGAGUCACCAAGGUGGCUGAUAGCUCAACAGAAAAAUGACAAAGCCAUGAAAAUUAUUAACCGUAUUGCCAAGGGAAAUGGGAAAAAGGUGCCUCCCUCUUUACAGAGUCUCAACCCUGAAGAGGAAGAUGGGGAAAAGCUGAGCCCUUCAUUUCUAGACUUGGUCAGAACACCUCAGAUAAGGAAACAUACACUCAUUCUGAUGUACACUUGGUUCACAAGCUCUGUUCUGUACCAGGGGCUCAUCAUGCACAUGGGGAUUGCUGGUGGGAACAUUUAUCUGGAUUUCUUCUAUUCUGCUCUGGUUGAAUUUCCAGCCGCCCUCAUACUCAUACUCACAAUUGAUCGCAUUGGCCGUCGCUAUCCCUGGGCUGCAGCAAAUCUGGUGGCAGGGGCUGCUUGCCUUAUUACAGCUUUCAUCCCAGACGAUAUCUAUUGGUUAAAAAUUACUGCAGCUUGCUUGGGCAGAAUGGGAAUUACCAUGUGCUAUGAAAUGGUUUGCCUAGUGAAUGCAGAAUUGUACCCAACAUUUCUCAGGAACCUGGGAGUACUUGUCUGUUCUUCCAUGUGUGAUAUUGGUGGGAUCAUAACUCCAUUCAUUGUCUACAGACUGGCAGAGAUCUGGCAUGAACUGCCACUUGUAGUUUUUGCUGUGGUUGGUUUAAUUGAUGGUGGACUGGUUCUGCUCCUACCUGAGACCAAAGGGAAAACUUUGCCUGAGACCAUAGAAGAUGCUGAAAACAUGCACAGACAAAGAAAGCGCAAAAAAGAAGUGGUUUACCUGCAUGUUUUAACAACAGAAGUUGCACCAAAUUAAGUUAAAGAGCUGCUUCUCCCAGGGCCUGCUUUUGAUGGCGCAUUAAUAGACUGAGGACAGAACAUUUAUAUGAUAUAAACCAUCUACUGUCAUCAUGUCUUUAUUCUGCUUUAAUACUUGCUACACGUCCUUAGGACAACAGACCACUGGUUAUCAUUCUCAGAGCUGCAUCUGUGACACACAUCUGCCUUCCACCACUGAUCAUUACUACUAGCUGUAGCUCAGUCCAGGACACUUAGACCGUGGCUUCACUACCACUUACACUGGCAACAUUUAUGUCGCUCAGGGGUGUGAAAAAACACAGCCCUCCCGCGAGUGACAUACAUUUCACCAGCAUAAGUGGCAGCAUGCAAUCUCCUGCUGCCAUAGCUACUGCUGCUCAGAGGUGGUUGCAUUACGGUGGCGGGAGAGCUCUCCCCCAUCGGCAUAGAGCGGCUACAUGAGUGAUCUUACAGCAGUGCAGCUACACCGGUACUGCUGUAAACUCCCUAGUGUAGACAUGGCCUUAGGGUUUCCAGAGGCUAUUUGUAGGCCAACUAUUACAAAAAUAAACAGCUCUCCGAGUCCUGCAUGGUAUCCUCAAGCCUUUAUUGCCUAGAAAUCCCACCAGGAUCAACUAUGCAGGGAACACAAAAAUUGGAGGGCAACCAGGAAUACACAGAGCCAAAGUGUAAAGUGGAGAGAACAGAGCAGAGGAGAGGCUGCAGGAAAACUGGCGAGUUGUUACUGACCAAUGUAAAAGCAUCCAGUUAAAGAGAGGAGACAGACACAAGAUGGGGAUGGGUGGAUGGUACCAAGAAGCCGUUCCCAUUGCAUUAAAGAAAGUUCAUGCUCAUCUAGCCUCUUUACUUUCCUAAUAUUACUGUUGCACAUAAUCCUGCACUAUAGGUACCACAGGGGAGCUGUGAGAUCAGGACUAGGAGAGAGAUGGGCCACAAAAGAUCUCUAGUUGGAAAAUCAUGGCACUAGGGCUUCUGAGCCGGAAGGAUCCCCCAUACACCCUGGUACUGUAAAGCCAAGCAUUGCUCUCCUUCUGUACAUGGUUCUGAUCACAUCCAUCAUCUCACAUGGGUGUUUCCCUUCUGAUCACUCCC
Messenger RNA from Mauremys mutica (yellowpond turtle), 2808 nucleotides. RefSeq names its product solute carrier family 22 member 2-like. The record is from RefSeq and is a predicted model, not a curated record. Gene Ontology annotation, biological process: transmembrane transport. The transcript is spliced from 11 exons. NCBI's taxonomy places the organism in Eukaryota, Metazoa, Chordata, Testudines, Geoemydidae. Gene Ontology annotation, cellular component: membrane. The coding region runs from base 44 to 1714 and encodes 556 amino acids.